AGUGCCCCCUAGAUCAUUUUCCACUGGCAGUUGAUUAUUUUCAAAUUCUCAAGAUGUCAUCGAUGUUAACGUACACUUCGUUAUCGUUUUAACGUAUUUUUACUGUGGUUUUUCAAUUAGAUUUGUCGUUUAUUUAUGUGAAUAGUGAGCAACAAUGACAGGUGUUGGGGCAGAGUCAAUAAUUCCCAAAAAUGAUGCUGAUGUUCGUAAAUCAGCUGAGGAGAUGGACGAGCAGAGGCAAAAAACAAUGGCUUAUGAAUAUUUGUGUCACCUUGAAGAAGCUAAAAAGUGGAUGGAAGCAUGUUUGAGAGAGGAAUUACCCCCGACAACUGAACUCGAAGAGAACCUGAGGAAUGGAGUUUACUUGGCCAAACUUGCGCACUUCAUGGACCCAAAGAAACUGCCACGCAGUAAAAUCUACGACAUUGAGCAGAAGAGAUAUGCAAUUGCAGGAUUGCAAUUCAGGCAUACUGACAAUAUUAAUCACUUCUUGAUGUGCUUGAAGUCGAUGCAGUUGCCUCUGACAUUCCAGCCGGAAACAACGGACAUCUACGACAAGAAGAACAUGCCUCGAGUAAUUUACUGCAUUCACGCCCUGAGUACUCAUCUCUUCAAGUUGGGCAGAGCCCCCCAGAUCCAAGACCUUUACGGGAAAAUAAAUUUCACCGACGCCGAGAUCGACGCAGUGAGUGCAGAACUGAAGAAAUAUGGUAUCCAAAUGCCAGCAUUCCAAAAAAUCGGUGGUCUCCUCACCAAUAGCAUGGCAGGAGACACUGCAGCUCUGCACGCUGCAGUAAUAGCCAUAAACCAGGCCCUGACAUCUUCCAACAAAACUGCAAUGCUCAACGGUCUCCAGAAUGCCUCAGCUCGACUGCGAAACGUCAAUCCAUGCCACGUGAACGACUACUACGAGACCCUGCUAAACGCUAAAGAUAUAAAAACCCAAGCAGCCCUCAACAGAUCUCUAAACGACAGUUACAUCCCAGAUGCUUACGACGAACUGUUGACACCAGCAGAAAUUCAGGGCCACCUCAACAACGUCAAUGCUCGUCUCGCUUUCCAAUCUGUCAUGAACUCCCUGGAUUCCCCUGUUGGAAUUUUAAUCAACAACUUAAAAAAUCCAGCCCUCCAACUUCAGAAUGUUCUCCCCGAGAAUGUUAAUCGCUAUCGCGAGGCCCUCUUCCCUCUGAUCAAUCGGAUUGACCUCAAUGAAGACUUUGAAGAGACCAGCAGGUAUUGGCAGGAGCUUCUCCAAUCGAGAGUAACUCAAGCAAACGAGGUAGAACACAAAACAGCAAAACGACAAAAUGCUGUUCUAGCUCUGAACUCAGCCCUCGACAGAGACAAUCCAAAGGACUUUUACAAGGCCCUCACAGAUCCAGAUCUAGGCCUCCACAAUCACAUCGACAGCUUCGCCAUUCCUUUGUACUUCGAGGAAAUGAAGAUCGAUCAUCUGGAGUCUCGAGCCAAUAUAUCCUAUGAUGACAUACUGAAUAGUCUGAGAGUACUGACAGCUGUGGCAGCUGUUACCAAAGCUGUCGACACAGGUAAUCCUGAUCUUGUUUAUCAGGCCCUAGCAGAUCCUGGAGCCCUUGUCAACCAUUUAGACGAAUCCAAUAAGGUGAAAUACUAUCGCGCAUUAGCAAGUGUUAGAGCUGAACAUCAGAAAGAUCAACGGGACUGCCCCAUCCUGGCUUACAUCGACAUUCAGGACUGCAUAGACCUCGUUAAUCUUCGAUGCAGGAAUGACGACGAAGCUAUCAAUAUCCUGGAAGAUUUGAAUCGGGCUGUGAAGAGUAAUAAUCGAAAUGGAGUGAUGGAGGCUCUAACGAAUCCUUCGCUCAAGCUGAAGAGUCAAAUCUCUCCAGCAGAUGCAUCUCUAUAUCUUGCACUAUUUAAACGGUGUCUCGAGGAGGAUCACGAAGAUGGUUCUGAAUUGUGGCUCGAAGAUAUUGAAAACGUGGCACAGAUGGUAAUGGCUGAGGCUGAACAGGUGCAACACGCCUGUUACGUUCUCUCUGAAAUCAACAAGAAACUAAAACUCAACGAUUUCCAUGGGACAAUAGCUAGUUUAGAAGAUACUGGUCUCAAGAUCUCUAAUAAACACAAGCACAAGUACUUCCAGGCAUUGACAGCCCUCAGAGAGUACAAAGAAUGUCAUUACAAAUGUUUUUUCGUUCGAUACGUGAGUCCCACAAACGUGGAAUCAUUUUUGGACCUGGAGAGAUUUAAUUACACGUGGGACAAACCCAAGAAUAUCUCCGAGAGUCACUUCGUGACUAAAGAGGACAUUGAAGAAAUAAUUAAUAAAAUAACAGCGGAAGAGUACAAUAUUCCGUCAGAGAGUUUCAACGAGAAAUUGAUAAUUCGUCUUCAGGCGUUGAUUCGAGGAUAUUUGACUCGCAAGAAGAUUGCAGAUCGUUUCGACUACUUUCACGAUAAUGUCGAUAAAAUCAUGAAGAUUCAGGCUUGGUGGAGAGGUGUGAUGCAUCGUCGAUUGUACAGAAUGAAGCUCGUUGAAAGGAUUAGAGAAGCCAAGGGAAAGUUGAGGAAGCAGCGAAAUCAUUACGAUUACUAUCGCCAGCACGAGGACAAGAUUAUCAAGAUCCAGGCGUUCUGGAGGGGCAGGUCAGCUCGAAGAGCAUUUCUCUCACUCCUCAGGAUGGAAAAACCACCAUUUCCUGUAGUCAGGCACUUCUCAGCUAUUCUCAACUUCAAUGCUGAGGAUUAUGAUAAAGAUCUCCAGCUGCAACAGCUGAAGAACGACGUCGUCCAGACGAUCAGGUACAACCAGAAUUUGUCACAGCAGCUAGACAACAUGGACAUCAAGAUUGGUCUUCUGAUUCAGAACAGGAUUACUCUGCAGGAUGUGAUUGCCCAUGGGAAGAGUCUGGAGACUCUUGCUAAAGAGAAACAUCAUCACCGAUCACGAAAGAAUUCAAUGUCUGAGAAUUUAAGCAGUUACAAGGGUCUUAAAUCAUUGACGAAAGAAGGGAGAAAGAUGCUGGAGGGAUAUCAGCACUUGUUCUAUGCGCUGCAAACAAAUCCUGAAUAUUUAUCGAAAUUAUUGUUCUUAAUACCUCAGAGCAAGACGAAUAAAUUUCUUCAGAACGUCAUUCUCACACUUUAUAACUUCGGUUCAAACAUCAGGGAGGAGUAUCUUCUUCUUAAACUUUUUGGAAGAGCACUGCAGGAAGAGAUCAGAUCAAAAUUUCAGAAACCCUCGGAGGUGGUGACCGGCAAUCCUUUAGUCUUAAAAAUGGUUGUCAAUUAUGCUAGACAGUUGAAUGGUCGAGCACUUCGUCAAAUACUGGGUCCAGUCAUUGAGAAAGUCUUAUCAGACAGAUCGAUAAGCAUCGAGACGAAUCCAGUGGACAUCUACAAAAGCUGGAGGAAUCAAUUGGAGAUGGAGAAAGGAGAGGUUUUAGAUCUUCCUUAUUCUGUAAAUCAACAACAAGCCCUGAAUUACGAGCAAGUGCGACAGAGACUCGCUCGAGGUAUUCAAACCCUCAAAGACAUGGUCUUGGAUUUUCUGAAACGAAUCACCGAAUCGAGAGAUAUAAUUCCUUAUGGAAUGCUGUACAUGUCGAAGGUGCUCCAUGACACUCUAGCUGAAAAAUUUCCUCACGCUCCAGAGAAAGAUAUCCUCAAGGUCGUGGGGAAUUUAAUUUAUUAUCACUUCAUAAAUGCAGCAAUUGUUGCACCUGAUGCCUUUGAUAUUGUCACUCUACCAGUGGAUCGUUCAUUAUCCAAUGACCAAAGGAGGAAUUUAGCUAGCAUCGCCAAAAUCUUACAGUUUGCAGCCUCGAAGAAGGGAUUUGGGGACGAGGCGACACAUUUGAUGUGUCUCAAUCCCUUUAUCAUCGACUGCCACGAGAAAUUCAAGAAAUUCUUCAGAUCCUGCUGUCAGAUCUCAGCGUUGGAUGAUCACUUCAGUUUUCACGAGUACACAGAGGCUACGUUGAUUCACAGACCAGAGAUUUAUAUUUCUCUCCAAGAAAUUUGUGACACACACACUCUUGUGCUUGAAUAUCAGUACGAAAUAGCUCCAAAUCCAAUUGAUCCUAUUCACGAGCUGCUGGAUGAUCUCGAAUCAGCACCAACUGUUGCUUCAUUGAUGGGAAUCACUAAACCAGUUUGUGAGGCUACACUGACGCGAAUGGGACAGGCAGAGGUGUGUCUCGUCCUCACGAAUAAAUUCGAAGUUCCCGAUACUGAUGACCAAAGUCUCCAGAAGUUGUUCAUAAAGACGAAGGAGUUGCUGGUGUCAGUCCUGCAAUUUCUCAAAGGAGAGACACUUGUGAGUGCUCUUGAGACGUCAUGUUCGUCCCCAGUGCAGGAGAAAUUGUACGACGCCAAGUACUCAUCGAUUUCACCAACGAUGAAACUCAAUAUGUAUAGAGGCAGCUCUUCCUUGAAUGACUGCAGACUACAAUUGAGAGCUUAUCUUCACAAGCUUGAGCAAGGUGGCUGGGUCUCCAGAGCUGAUGGCUAUCAAAGUAUUGUAACAGCUGUUGCCAAAGAUCUUUGUAAUAAGGGGCGAUACCGAUCAAUGAGGAACAAAGAAUUGCAGACGUUGAGAUUAACCAGGCAACGGCUCCAGGAGAAGACGAAAUAUUAUGCUGAGCAAGUGGAGUAUUAUAAUGAGUAUACGCAGCGAUGUUUGGAGAAUCUUCACACGGGGAGAGGCUCUAUGAGAGCAGUCAAGGUCACUCAGAAGAAUAAUCAUGGAAAAUUGAAGUCUAAAGCUACUUUGAAAUAUUCAGCAGCUAAACUCGCUGAGAAGGGAGUUCUCUUGGAGAUCGAUGGACUCUCACAGUCGCAGUUUAAAAAUGUCAUUUUUGAAAUCACUCCGACUGAACAGAGUGGAAUUUUCACGAUUAAGGGGAAGUUUAUGGGAGUGGAGAUGGAGAAAAUUGAAAUUGAUAUUCAAAAGCUGCUGGAGUUGCAGUUCGAGGGAGCCCCCAUUAUGGACAUGUUUGGAAAAGCGAAGAUCAAUGUCAAUUUGCUGCUGUACUUACUCAACAGAAAAUUCUAUGGAAAAACUUAGAGGCCAGUGAGUUUAUACCGUUUUAAACAGUGUGUAGAUGCAGCCAGACAAUACAGAUCAGUCUGAUAAGUCCAGGGUCUUCCUGUCUGCACCUUAAUGCACAUGGAAUCCUCUGUCUAGAUGAUCUGCAUGCAUUUAGUUCCCUCGGGGAAUAAACCCAUAUUAAUGCUGCAUCCAAAGUCAAGGAAUUGUAUCGUUGGCUUAACAUCCUCAGUCGUAAAUAAUUUGGUAUUUGUGUACGUACUCG
Fopius arisanus is the source of this 5297-nucleotide messenger RNA. Its product is annotated as ras GTPase-activating-like protein IQGAP1. The record is from RefSeq and is a predicted model, not a curated record. The transcript has 2 exons. NCBI's taxonomy places the organism in Eukaryota, Metazoa, Arthropoda, Insecta, Hymenoptera, Braconidae. Gene Ontology annotation, biological process: regulation of GTPase activity; mitotic actomyosin contractile ring assembly actin filament organization. Gene Ontology annotation, molecular function: calmodulin binding; actin filament binding; GTPase activator activity. Gene Ontology annotation, cellular component: cell cortex. The coding region runs from base 155 to 5050 and encodes 1631 amino acids.